AUGCAGUUUCUCCUUGCCUUUAUGCUCCUUGCAGUUUUUGCAGGCUUGCCACUUACUUUCUCCAUUACUUCUGAAAAGCCUGGCUUAAGAAAGAUCACUCAACGGGAUGAAGACACUAUAUCGGGUGCGGGCAAUCAACAAUAUUCUCAUAACUUGCGCACACUUCCCCUUCCGAAACACAUGACCAAGACUAUGACAAGCAACAAAAACGGAAACUCCGAUAUCAUCGCUAAUAUCGUGAUUGACAAUCGAACACCGCGGAUCUGGGCCAGGAAAGGGCGUAGCCUUCCGAAUAUAAAACCGGACGAUCAUACCCAGCACGCUCCUACGGCCGGUGCGCGGACCGAAACCAUCACGCGAACCCUGUACAAUAACCCAACCCCAACGCCCAAAGCGAAGGUUGUUGCACGCCAAGGUGAAAAUACCGGUGAAACGAAAAAGGGAGUCGACAGCACUAACACUGGAGAGGGUAAAAAACGCGUUAAGAAUUCGGGUCGGAACUGGUUAGACUAG
Molecule: messenger RNA, 513 nt
Organism: Uncinocarpus reesii 1704
Lineage: Eukaryota; Fungi; Ascomycota; Eurotiomycetes; Onygenales; Onygenaceae
Exons: 1
Coding region: 1-513 (170 amino acids)
Source: RefSeq, a predicted model, not a curated record